Toxotes jaculatrix (banded archerfish) is the source of this 3290-nucleotide messenger RNA. RefSeq names its product golgi membrane protein 1 (gene golm1). NCBI's taxonomy places the organism in Eukaryota, Metazoa, Chordata, Actinopteri, Toxotidae. The transcript is spliced from 11 exons. Bases 184 to 1431 code for a protein of 415 amino acids. Gene Ontology annotation, cellular component: Golgi apparatus. The record is from RefSeq and is a predicted model, not a curated record.
CAUAAGACACACUGCUGUUUGUAUGGCAAUGAUGGACACGAGCUAACUUCCUAGGCGAUGCGCUGCUAAUUGUAGGGGAAGCGCUGCCAGAUUGUCAAAUAUAUCACCUAGUACCACUCCAUAUUCUGGGCCCAAUACUUGAUUCCUGUUUUGUGACCCGAGUCUACCAGUCUAUAGACAGCUAUGGGUGGGCUGGGGAACGGGCGCCGUGGAGGAAGAUCACCCCCUCUCAUGAUUGGCGCUCUAAUUGCCUGUAUCCUCGUUCUGGGCUUUAACUACUGGGUGUCAAGCUCCCGCAACCUGGAGCUACAAACUAAGUUGUAUGAGUUGGAGGGCCAGGUGCGACGCGGAGCAGCAGAGCGAGGAGUAGCAGAGAUGAAGAAGAAUGAGUUCCAGGAGGAGAUCCAGAGACAGAAGGAGCAGAUCAGCCACAUAGAAAGCCUCUACAAGAAACAGCUGGAAGGAGCCCAGAACACCUGCAGCCAAGAGAAGGGCACACUGCAGCAGAACGUUUCCUCCAGUACCAAAACCAUACAGGAACUCAAAGUUCAGUUGAAUCAGCUGAAUGAUGACCUGGGGAAGCUGCAGAAGGAGCUACAGAGUUGCCAAGGCAACAUCAACACCCUUAACAAGAAACUCACUUAUGACAUGACCAAUUGUCACUCCCAGGUUCUGUCCCAGAAGGAGUUGUGUGAUGAGAGGGUGGAGGCUGCUAAACUUGAGGUUCAGAAGAAAAUGGAGAAGCUCAUCAUCGCUCCCCCAGGUGUCUCCUCACCACAGGAAAACGCAGUGGAUGGAGCAGUAAAAGAAGACGGACCAGUCAUGACUGGGGUUAAUACAGUUAAGACAGCAACUGUUGUAAACCACACUCCAAGCCUCUCUCAGCCUAAGGGAAAUGAAACGCCUGAACUACUGACCAAUGAGAUAAUUGUAGACAAAGUUCCCGAUGCCCCACUGGAUCUGUCUCAAGCACAGGAUCUCUCCAAAGUAGGGCCCCAGUCUGUUCCCUCUGCUGCACCGGUGAAGCAGGACAUUUUGCUACCAGCAGAGGGAGCUGUCAAAACACAAGAGGCUGAGGCAGAGACCAGUAAACUUUUGAAGAAUAAUCUGACUGAGGAUAAAGAGGUGGAGGUGAUGGAAGCUCAUGAAGAGGGCGCUCAGACAGAAGAGGCAGACCCAGGGAUGGAAGGCAUGCUGAUUGGCCAGGGGAAGGCAGAUGAGACUCCCGUUGACCAGAAACUGGACGAACCGGAAGAGUAUGACGCAGACGAGCAAGUAGUGGGUGGAGUCAAUUUAGAGAAACAACAGCAAAGUAAACGGGCUGAAAAUUUAGACAAGGACAUGGAGGAGGAGCUGGCUGACUAUAAUGGGGAUGAUGAGAAUGAAGGGGAGUUUGAAGCUGACAAACAAGCUGAGCUUGCUCAAAACUAAGGGCUGGAGUUGGAGAAGGAUCCUGGGCACGAUAUUUGAAAGCAAGACACGUUUUACACCCCAGCACAAUAACAUUAUACAGGUUAAUGCAGCCCUCCAAACACGGUGAACACAAAACAAACCCAGAUAGAAAUUUCUACAUGAAAGACUUGUGACACUGGUUAAUUUCAUGAGGAUUUGCUUCCUGGGUUGUCUUUUAUUUGUCAUCCUAGAAUUUGUACACAGAAUUUGUACACUUUUGUCGGACAAUAUUAAGAUUAUUGCUUCAUAUCCAGUUCACAACUGUUUGCAGUAUACAUUUCACUGUAGACAUACAACCCUUAUUGUGGUGGUGAGUGUGCCCACAUCCAUUUCAGUAUGUUUAGGUGAUAUGAAGGUACUUGGUACUUCUAAGUAUUUUCAUAUCACAUGUUAUAUAGUACCCCUACGGAAAGGCGAACACAGCUCAAGACAUCUCAAGACUUGAUGCCAUUCGGCUUGAAAAAUUGAAUCAUCUCAACAUGCCUGGAAAUCAGUAGAUUUGGGUUAUGGGAUUAGAUUUUCAGUUUAUGUCCACUCUGUAAUGACUGUAACUUGAUGAUAAUGUGCAGUCCCUUAUAGGGUUUGCAAGGUGUCAAAUACUGUAGUUAUAUCAUGUAAAUGAUUUUCUCUUCAACAGCAUCUUAAACAAUGCCUUAAGAUACUCUUGUACAGUCUCUCGUAGAAAGGAUGCUGACUUUGGGUAAACAGUCAGGACGUUUCAUGCUACAAAAUGUCCAUAAAAGCAGCAAAGGAAAGAAAUGUGGGGGUUUUUGUUGUUGUUAUUGUUAUUUUGUUGCUAAACCUGGUCAAAUGGAAAACAAAAACAGCAGCUUUUUUGAGUCCCAUGUAGUCAAAGAUGCUGCAGACUUAAUAGACAUGCAACAUAACAAAUGGGAAAAUUCACCGUAUGGAUUAUAUGCUGCAACUUUGUCAGGUUCUAAACAUACUAUAUUAUUACUGCUGUAAAUGGACAUUUUUGAUUACUGAGCAAUUGUGUCUAAAGUGUCAUUUUGUUUUGAUUUACUUUGGCAUUUUUUGUUGCAGCAAGGCUUUUAUUAUCAGUUGUAUUUCAGGUCACAAAAUGUCACAAGGUUGAAUGUGUGCUGUUCUACGUGUAAGAUCAGUAAAACAGAAAAACAGAAUGAAAGGAAUAGUUUGAAACAUCUGGAUAAUAUUUGUAGAUCAAGAAUCUUAUUUUAUUAUGACGCAUGCCUUAUUAAUUCUGUGUGCACCAGUUUUCCUCUAUGGUCAAUUGCUUCUGAUUAUUGACCUGCUCAAAGGUUUGGGAUUCUACUUUGUGGAUACCGUCUGCUGAAUCGGAUGGACUGUAUAUUUUCUUGAAAAUGUGGGGAGAGAUUUCUGAGUAUUGCUGUAAUAUUAUGAAGGACAUUACCUUGAAGUAGCACCAGUGUGUUGCGCUUUAAGGCUCCUGCUAUCCAGUAGAUGCGAACUGUUCAGUAGCUGUGCUAAAAUGUGUUUGUCUGCUCAAUUUAAAACUGCACUAGCCUGGAAAAUGGGUGAGAGCAAACAUGAACUAAUAUUAGGCAUGAGAAGUAACAAAACAUUGGUUGAAUUUGUGGCAGGACAUUUUGUUGCGUUGUGUUUUAUACAGGACAGAUAGUUUAUUUUCCACAUAAACUGCUUUCUUUAUAAUUUGACUACAGAUCCAUAGUUACUCACCACACUAGAUCUGUAACUGCCAUCCUUUCCAUAAUGCAUAUCAACCACAGUUGAUUCCAACAAUGCAGAGCAACGUAGGGGAAAGUUAUUUUCCUAGAGCGCUGUUAUUUUCCUAUCUGAAUUUUUUUCACUGUGUGAUUAAGUACAGAUGGUUGUUG